UUCGUCAUAUAAAUGAGAUAGUUCUAUGAUUUUAAACGAGUCUUACUACUGUGACAGUUUCUAAAUAUAAUAUAUUGUGAUAAACAAAACGGAAGUGACUCAAGUUGGUACUGAAUAAACACACUUAUUUUAAAGUUAUUUAAGAUGCGUAUGUGUGUCCAUGUGGAAAACAUAAGUAUGACAGGGAAAACUCACUAAAUGAGUUUGAUAAUCAACAGACUAAGACUGUCAAUGAUGAAUCUUCAAUUCACAUUAUUAGAAAGUUUGAUACUUUUUACAAUUGUUAUUUCGCGUUUGACUUUGGAUAAUGUUAACACGACAAAUAUCAUAAAUCAGUAUUCAUCACUGUGCGGACCUAACUACGAUGAAAACAAGAAAACAAUGCACUAUCCACAAAUACCAUGGGCAUAUAAUAUGUGUCCGGUAUGUUAUAACGAUAGCCGUUGUUAUAUUAAUGAUAACUGUUGUCCUCAGCAAGGAUUAAAAUAUAAAAAGACGGAGUGUUUGACAGCAAUUGUUCACUCACCAAACAAUACUUCCACUUUUGGAUAUGAAUAUGAAAUGGUAAAUACUUGUCCGUAUGGCACUGAUGACAGUAUGUUCAACGAAUGUACAAAGCCACGUGAUAUUUACGAUACAAUAAAAUAUCCUCCGGUAACUGACCAGACACACACGUCGUUUAAAAAUCAGUUUUGCGCUAUGUGUAACAAUAUAAAAAAGUUUAUCCCUUGGAAGAUAGAUGUACAAUGUGACAUAAAAUAUGACAUAGUUACCACUUUAAACGACAUUGUCGAAAAAGCACUCAAGAACAAUUGUAUAAUAUCGUUUGUUCCAAGUAAAAAAAUGUACCAUUAUGUGAAAUCAUGUACAGGUCAUCAAUUUAUUGAAGCAUGUAAUGUUACAGGGACGUUAGAUAAUUAUGACAGAGAUAUUGAAUUUGCAUGUCAACUAUUGACUAAUCCUUUCCCGCCAUAUAAAAACAUCUUCUGCCACAUGUGCAAUCCUCCCGAAAAGACAAAUGCACGAGAAAUUGUGUCAUGCAAUGAAACUGGACUUUGGACAACAUACGCAAUGGAUAUAGAAAAGGCUUGUAAUGCUUACGUUAAUGUUGCAACGACAUUUCCUUACAAGAAUAUAUAUUGUUACAUAUGUAAUACGAAUGAAAGCGUGAUAAUGAGAAAUAAAAACAUGUACACAGUGGAUAUACCAAUAGAAGAUGUAUUUACGUAUAACUGGUACACAGAACUUGUAGCAUAUAGGUGGAGGUACGUUUAUGAACCUGAGAUUACAUUCACAGACGGCACUAAACGUUGCAAGAACUUAUACAGACAACUGAAAUACAGAUUUGAUUGUAAAGUUCCCAUUCCGUUGAAUUUAUUGAAUCACAAUAUGUCAAAUCUUCAGUAUUCUAAAGCUCAGUCUUAUCAUUGCAAUUUGACCAGAAACGAUGAGCAAUAUAGAAAUAUUACCUUGUGCGAAAAAGACAGAUGGAAUUUAACAUAUUGUGAUCCUGAUAGUGAGUUUGAAUUACAAUGGGCUUGUGAAACCCAGUUACGCGGUAUAGUUAUGCACAGUGAAAAACUAUCUUACCACUACACAGGCUGUGGAACUCAUCUGAAAGAUUUUUUAGUUUAUAAUCAUGGCAUACCAGUAGAAAUAGAGCAGUAUGUAAAGGAAAACUUAGCUUGUGAUUUAUUUAACUGUAUGGAUGAUCGCAACUUGUACCCUUUACAAUACAUCUUAUGUAAUUGUUGUUCUGUACCAACGACCUAUUUACCUGGUUCAGGUACUUGGGAUAUAUUUAGUCGCAAAUACUUCAUUGCUGACUGUAAAUUGAACGAAAUUUAUGAUACUCUUAAGCAAAGAUGUCGUCAAACUGACUGUUUUCCAGGAAAACAAAUAAUAGGAGGUAGUUGUGAACAAUAUUUACCAACACCGUUAUAUUCUCAACCACUGGCGUAUGUGUUUCCGUUCGUGUUAACAUCAAAAUAUAGUCAUUCAGAAAUAACACAGAUUUUACAGAAUGAUUUCUAUGAAAUGUUCUUUAUUUCAACUUCGUUGUGUAUUAUACCAAAAACCAAAUCGAUUUCCUACUUUGUUCGAAUUGAUAUUAUGAUAUUUAGUAAUGAAUAUAUUGCAAACAUAGAAGAAAUGCUAAUAGAUUACUCUUCUCAUCUUUUGAAAAGUUCGGGCAAAAUGAAUAUAACUGUAAAAUACGAUUAUCAGUCAAUUUCAACUGAUGACAAUAUAGAGUUCGAAAAUAUUACAGCUUGUGUAAAUAGGAACCGCUCCCUUAUAUCUAACUUGUUAGUAUGUCGACACGUUUUAUUUAAACAAAGUGAGUAUAGAUUAUCCCCAAAAAACAAUGAAAUAAUUUUAGACGAUUAUGACGCAAGGUUUCAAUUUAAUCAAUAUCAUAUAGACUCUGAAAAAGUCUUGAGAAUAUGCAUUAAUGAUUUUUAUCGUAUUGUUAACUUAAAUGAUAAAAACGACGUUGUAUAUUUGGCAAUAAUGAUAACAUGCACUGUUAUUUCAGUACUGUGUCUUUUUGCUACUUUGAUGACAUACUGUUUAUUUUCAGCACUUAAAACUCUACCGGGAAAGAAUAUUAUGAGCUUAGUUUUUUCUCUUCUUAUAUACAAUAUACUUUAUUUGAUAUUAAUUCUCGUCCAUGCCGCAGAUACAACAGUGUGUCAGGUUAUCGGUAUAAUUACCCAUUUCUUUCUGCUAUCUACCUUCGGAUGUUUUACCAUGGGUACGGUUCAUAUGUUCAGAAUAUUUGGACACGAUAGUCUUGCUUCGACACUAAAAGCUAAUCAAAGUAAAUACACGUUUAAGAUAUACACUGCCUCCGCUUAUGGAUCUGCCGCUACCAUAGUAGUCAUAAACAUUACCGUUUUGUACAUUUCUACCGGAACUUUUACUGGAUAUGGAUAUAACAAUAAAUGCUUUAUUUCAAAUGUUCAGAGUUUUAUUGCAACAGUUUUGGUACCGCUAAUUGUCACAUUUAUCAUAAACAUCAUAUUAUAUUCAAUAACGACGUACAAACUAUACCAGAAAAUUUAUUCGAAUUCGGCUGUAUCUGCAGUUUCUAAAACGAAUAAAAAAGAAAUAAGCAUCUUUAUUAAACUUUUCACAACAACUGGUUGUUCCUGGAUAUUGUUGCUUAUUAAUUUUUUCGUCAAUAAGACACCAAUAUCAAUAGCGAUAGCCGUUUUAAAUGGGUUCCAAGGACUCUACAUUUUUAUAGCUUACAUUUUCAAUGAACGUAUAUACCAAAUGUAUAAAUCUCAGAUAAUUGGAUUGACUGCUCGAAAAUCGCAGUCAACUAUUAUGACAUCACUCCCACCUUCCCAACAAACAAAUUCAGAAUAAGAUUAUAUAUAUAUAUAUAUAUGUUUAACACUGUGCAUAGUCGUAAGAAAAGUAAAAACGUGCCACUUGUAAACAUCCUGCAUUUCUAUACUGUAGAACUAAUUGAAACCGUAAUAUUGAAGUACAUGAUUUAACAGAGAAAGGAACAACCUCUUCUUAUUAUAAUACUUUUAAGCAUUUUACACAUAGUUUU
Messenger RNA from Mytilus trossulus (common blue mussel), 3568 nucleotides. RefSeq lists its product as uncharacterized. Gene Ontology annotation, cellular component: membrane. The transcript has 3 exons. Lineage: Eukaryota; Metazoa; Mollusca; Bivalvia; Mytilida; Mytilidae. The coding region runs from base 199 to 3375 and encodes 1058 amino acids. The record is from RefSeq and is a predicted model, not a curated record. Gene Ontology annotation, molecular function: G protein-coupled receptor activity. Gene Ontology annotation, biological process: G protein-coupled receptor signaling pathway; cell surface receptor signaling pathway.